AGUUAUAACUUCUUUAUAAUUUAUGUAAAUUACUGCAAGAUUAUGACUUGCAAAAAAGUCUAACGAUAGUUAUUCAGAUAGACAACAUGCAGAAAUAUCUUCUUGCAGGUUGCAAUGUUUGCGGCCGUAACCACACGACAGAAUUGUGCUCAUUUCUUCGAGAACUUAAACCUGUUGAGGAUACAAAGACUCCAUCCCGAGCCAGAUUGACUUUGCCUGCUAAUUUGGAAGUACAGAAUUUGGCUGAUAACUCAACGACAGUUGUAGCCAGAGCACCAUUUGUUCGAAGUGUUCAGUUUGGACCAUUUAUAGCCAGACAUACACAAAUGCUACAUCCUGCUGUCAACUUUCCAUUAAAGGUCUUUGGUAAAACUGAAGAAACUAGUUAUUAUCUGGAUACAAGUGAUGAGGAGGCUUGCAAUUGGAUGUGUCUUGUUGCACCAGCCACUUCCUGUAAAGAGCAAAAUCUUAUCUGUUAUCAGAUAAACAUUUGGCUUGGUUUUCAGAUGGGUCAAGAUAUAUAUUACACUGUGAUGAAAGAUAUCCAAGCUGGUGAGCAACUGAAAGUUUGGUAUGCGCCUUACUACGCUGUAAAAAUGGGAGCAGUGCCUUUCAGUACAGACUUCACAGCAGAUGCAAAUGGAGACAAGAGUACAGACCAUGUUUAUGAGUCAAAGCAGAAGCUCAGAGAGAAGGAAAAGAAGAAUUUCCAUGGGAUGUUGCUAAGUCGUGAAGUGACUCAGAAGUUGGCGGAACAGUUGCCAGCCAGACAGCUUGGUGCCAGGCAAACACCUGACAGAUGGCGCUGUAAACUUUGCUGUGCCGAAGAAACCAGUGUUAUAUUAUUUGCUAGACAUCUCAUGUCCCACUACAAGCGGUCGGUUGGUCAUUCAGGGCGGUUACUGGAAUGUCACUUGUGUCAUCAGAAGUUUGCAACUGAAAAGUUGCUAGUUAAACACAAAGUUAUUCGACACAAAAUGGUUCUUCAGAGACCACGAUUAUUGGGUGAUAUAGAAGAAGAUGAAUCAGCUGGUGUGGACAUGGCAGAGGAAGAAAACGAUGAUAUGUUAGAAGAUCGUGAUGGCAAGGUGACAAGCAUUGUGAUUGCAAAUCUCACUGGACAGCUACCAUCACAUUUCUCUCAGCCAGGUUCACAAACAAUAUUUGUAACAAAUACAGGACGGUUAUUAACAGAUGGUAUGGCAGAUAGCGAACUUCAAGAGAGGCAACAUGAAGCCUUGAACGUACUUCUUGAACAGUUACAAUCAACUGACACGUACCAAGAUGGCAAUGAAGUGCAGUUUGGUCCAGAAACAGUUGAUUACUAUACUAAUAAUGAGCUUGAGAGCACAAAUAAAUGUAAAGUACCCCAGAAAAUAAACAGCAGAUGUAAUGUCCUUAAAAACAAAACACAGGAGAAUGUUUCAAUCCUUCAAGAUGGCCUGGAAGAGAAAGAUAUGAACCUUGUUCUUAAUGACACAAAUGUGGCAUCUCAGUUUGAGACAAUGCAGGAAGAAGAAGAAGAUACAGGACCAGGUGGCAUUUUGACCGAAUAUAAACCCGAGACUGCCACAGGUUUAGCUCUUAAUCAUCAGCAAAAUAAUAGAGAAAAUAUUAUAAACAUUAUAAAUACUCACGUGACCAUCAUUCACAAUGGUAGUAUGAUGAGCAGUGAUGACCAGUCAGAAUCUGCUCAUACUGAUGAUGUGAGGAACCCAGUAGAUAAGCCCAAGGUUCAUAAUACUAGUAUAUUUGAAGAAUUUCAAACAAGUAAUGUUGUACCAGAGGAAAUGGUUCCGAAACCCAGCACUGCUCUUGGAGUUGCAUAUCAGACUGGGGCUGAUGCAUCUGUGAGUCUACAAGCAGGAAGCACUAGUGAUGAGCGCUGUGUAAUUAAUCCUGAUGACUUGGAAACUGUUGCUACAUCAAGUGAAUUGAGUCUCCCAGUGGGGCAGGAAGACGUGUCUUCUGCAUUCUUAGGUUUAGUUUCAGAGCCAGAUAUUGAUACAGCAGAUGCGCAGAAUCUAGAUAAACACGCAGGAAGUGCCGAGGGACAGGAUGACAUUUCAUUAUCAGCCAGUUUUGAUUUGAAUGAUGUUUCAGAUGGGACAUCUCUGUUGCCUGCCGAUAAUGCAAAAACAGUGGAUCUGGGUCCGCCAUACAACUGUGAUAUUUGUAAUAAAGAAUUUCACAAAGCCGAUUACUUGUAUCGCCACUUGCGUAAACAUACUGGCGAAUUUAUGUGUGUCUCCUGUUUAGCUGUGUUCGCUCGUAAGGAGAGCCUUACAAACCAUUCAUGUUUUGCUGAUGCUUCAGGGGUGAAUGAAGAAACAUCUUCUCUUAUCUGUCCGUAUUGCCAGAAGAAAUUUCUAGUGAAGAAGAUUUUUAAGAGGCAUAUGGCAAAACAUACAGGGGAAUGGAAGUGCAACAAGUGCCAGCGACUGUAUUCUUCAAGAGCUACUUUGUCUUCACACCGGUGUUCAACAAAGCCAAACCCAGUAUACCCAUGUCACGUAUGUAAGAGAGAAUUCCUGCGACGCUCCUACUUGGAUAAACACAUGCUUCUGCAUCUAGAGAAUCACCCAUGCACUGUGUGUGGCAAGAAGCUGCAGUCUGGCAAAGUGCUACAGAAUCAUCAGAAUUACUGCAGAAGGGGAAAACAGCUGGAGACAGUUGGUGAGACAGCGUGUCCUCAUUGCAACAUUACUUUCUCACAGCUUGUUACUUUCAGGCAACAUGUGUACCAACAUAUGUAUCCAUAUAUGUGCCAACAGUGUGAGGAACGCUUUAGAACAGAUCCAGUGAAGGUUUUGCACACUUGUUCAGAAACUGUACUCAAUUGUGAAAUGUGCACGGAGCAGUUCUCCUCAUUACUGAGCCUGUCACAGCAUCAAGUAAUACAUGGUGUGCCACAGUUCCACUGCUAUGAAUGUGGCCAGAGCUUUCAUCUCUGUGAAAACUAUAGUUCCCACAUAUGUAGUGCAUGGGAAGAACCUAGAACGUCACACAGAAAGAGGAAGAAAGCUGCUGAUAAGAGAGACGAAGAAAGCAAAAGUGUGCAUGCAAGUGGGAAGGGAGAAAUGAGUGAAGUGCUUUCGCAAAAGAAGAGAAAUGCUGAUGAUAGCAGUCAGUCGGGAGUAGUGUGUGAUGUCUGCGGCGAGGUGUACAAGACAAUCCAUAUCCUGAAAGCACACAUGCAGCUACAUGGGGAGCGCAAGUUUGCCUGUCAGAUUUGCAACAAGAAGUUUCAUCGUAAAGACGUGCUGCAGGAGCAUCAUUCUGUGCAUCAGGAGGCCCACAUACCCUGCCCUCUCUGCAACAAGAAGUUGAAGACCAAGAAGUCCCUAGAUGUCCACAUGCACCGUCACACAGGCAUCAGGCGAUAUUCUUGUAUGGACUGCGACAAGAAAUUUUUCCAGAAGGGCAAUUUGCUGAAACAUGCUGUUAUGCAUAAUCCAAAUGCCAAAAUGAUUCUGACGUGUGAUCAUUGUAAUAAGAAUUUCACGUCAAGGGACUAUCUCGCCCAGCACAUGCUAGAACAUACACAAGGACGUAUUCACUUAUGCCAUCUGUGUGACAAGGGAUUUGUUAAGGAGCAUAUGUUGAAAGGUCACAUCAGAAAAUUUCAUAGUGGGCACAUAUUUGUAUGCCCAUAUUGUAAUAUGUCUGUUCGUCAUCGCAAUUCAAUUCGACGUCAUCUCGAAAAUCGCCACGGUGAACUUCAUCAGGAAUGGGCCACUCCAGGAUUCCUUGAUAAACUUCAAGCAGGUGGUAACAGUGCUCCAGCUAGCAUGCUGCUGAAUGCCAGUCUAGUGGCUGCACAUCCCCAGUCACUGAGUGAUGGCAACACUGCAGUAACAGCUGCACAAACAUCACAGCAGAUAAAUCCCAACAUGGCCCAGACUGACGAUCAAACUGAAGGAGCAGAGAUACUGUUAACUGUAUCUGGCAUGCCUCUCGGUAGCGCAGAUGGUGAAGUGGGGACAGCAGUGGCUCAGAGUGCAGUUGGUGACCAUAUGGAACUCCAGGUGGAAACAGCGAUCCAGGGUGACCAAGUAACAGCAGGCAGUACAUUCAUUUUCUCAGACGGGACGGUUGUGCAGCAGGAGGAUGGGACUGGCAGAGGAGAUAUUCUGCUGUAUGUCCUCGACCCUACAGAUGUCACCAUCGAUCCUGGAUACUAAUUUAAAUUUAAUGUAGCUCGGCAGAAAAUGUAUAUAACUGGUACAUAAGUGAACUCAUCUUUAAUGAUGAGUUAGACAUGUACAGUAUGAAUACUGGACAAAAGUGAUAUGUAUUACAGUACAACCUACAGCCAUGUAUUCUGAGGAAUAAUUUUGAUUUCCAUAACAAUAAACAUUUUGUUUGCUGCAUCUGCAUUUUUAUCUUGUACAUAUAUGUAAUAAUUUUAAGAUGUAUGUAUAAUGUUAAAUAAUAAAGUUUAUACUUUCUGUGAA
This is a messenger RNA of Cryptotermes secundus, 4457 nucleotides long. Its product is annotated as PR domain zinc finger protein 15. The record is from RefSeq and is a predicted model, not a curated record. The coding region runs from base 87 to 4184 and encodes 1365 amino acids. Lineage: Eukaryota; Metazoa; Arthropoda; Insecta; Blattodea; Kalotermitidae. The transcript has 16 exons. Gene Ontology annotation, cellular component: nucleus. Gene Ontology annotation, molecular function: protein binding.